AUGACGGACAAAAAUCUUCCGGCUCAUCUGGAAGAUAUGGCGAAGACGUUUGAACGUCUUAGCUUGCUAGUUACCUCUGAGGCCCCUCUCACCCCAAACAAUAUCUAUUUGUCCUCUAUUCUCACUUCCCUUCCUUUGGACUGGUUGUCCUGCGUAUCAUCCAUGAAGAAUGAACCGAGGGUCAACCCCGAGCGAGAUCAUAAAUCCCAACAGGCUCCGCCUAAGACCAAGAGACCGGGCGUUAAGCGAGCUAACCACUCAAACAAACCAUCCACAGUCGCCAAGAAUGCAGGCUGCACGUUGGCUGCACCUCUCAUUUGCAACACCCAACAAUCCGAUGACGAGUCGGAUUUCUCAGGCUCCGAACUCAAGAUCAGAGCUGGACAGGCGGCUGUGUCUUUUUCUGUUGGCUUUCCGUCCAUCCUGUCCGGAGAUGCUAAUCUAGAUUUGGGAUGUUCAAUCUCGAUGACGCCGGAUCUUUCCUCUGUGCAUUUGGCUAAGGCAAACAACACACCCGUACAUCUGGCAGAUCAUCCCACCGUCGAGGCGAGUCACAAAGGAGUCUCUCGUCUACCAAUCAAAGCUGAAACCUCUGUCCCAACCCUGGUGGUUCUGGUGUGGAACUACUCUUGGGAUGAAUAG
This is a messenger RNA of Puccinia graminis f. sp. tritici CRL 75-36-700-3, 642 nucleotides long. RefSeq lists its product as uncharacterized. Bases 1 to 642 code for a protein of 213 amino acids. The transcript is spliced from 2 exons. The record is from RefSeq and is a predicted model, not a curated record. NCBI's taxonomy places the organism in Eukaryota, Fungi, Basidiomycota, Pucciniomycetes, Pucciniales, Pucciniaceae.